CCUGGUGACGUCAUUCCAACGCGACGCAUAAUUACCAUUCCUAUGGCUGUACAGUACUGACAUUGACUUUCUCAUGAGGAUCAUGUGGGCGGCCGGGCACCUGGUUUCCAGGACGAGGAAUUGUGUCCUCUGCAACCUCAGAAGAUCAUUUGCCUCAAAGUCUGAAGGAGAAGACCGGAUCAGGCAAGUGCUGAAGACAAGGUUUCCUCUCGCCACCAAUGUGAAAGUUGUUGACAUUUCAGGAGGAUGCGGGGCGAUGUAUGAGAUCCAUGUUGAGUCUGAAGAAUUCAAAGAGAAGCGUACAGUUCAGCAGCAUCAGAUGGUUAAUCAGGCUCUUCAAGAGGAGAUUAAAUCCAUGCACGGGCUCAGGAUAUUCACGUCUGUCCCAAAACACUGAAGACGUCACCCACCGUGGAGACACCCUGCUGUACCUACCUGAGAUGUGACGAGGGCAUUCCUGCAAUAUUUCAUGCGGCUGCAGAAAACCGAUCUAUUUAUAUGAAGCUACAGACAUUGCACAUUAUAGUUUUGCUACCUAGAAUACAAGAUGCAUAUUCUAAUAAAGUGGAAUAACCAUG
Bufo gargarizans (Asiatic toad) is the source of this 578-nucleotide messenger RNA. It is a transcript of the gene BOLA3, whose product is annotated as bolA family member 3. The coding region runs from base 74 to 397 and encodes 107 amino acids. Lineage: Eukaryota; Metazoa; Chordata; Amphibia; Anura; Bufonidae. The transcript has 4 exons. The record is from RefSeq and is a predicted model, not a curated record.